AUGCAGCUGGGUUGGUUUAGUCUUUCUUCCUUUAACCAGGCUGCAUACGAUCACUACGAGAAGCUCGAAAACGGCGACAUGAGCUGGGUUAUCCCGGGAAAGUUUUUGGCGUUCAGUUGUCCUUCAGUUGGUGCUGCAGCAAUAAGUGCAAAAAACAACAAAGAAGAUGAAUACAACAACACCAGCAGCAGCAGCAGCAACAGCAGCAGCAGCAGCAGCAGCAGCAGCAGCAGCAGUGGUACUACAGGCAACUGCGAUCCCUCUUAUUAUGUUCGUGUUUUUAAAAAAUUAAAUAUUAAACUCGUCAUCAGACUCAAUAAAAAAAUGUACGAUGCAAAGGUAUUCACAGAUGCAGGCAUAGACCACCAAGACCUCUUCUUUCUCGAUGGUACAUGCCCCCCCAGAGAUGUAAUGAAAAAAUUUGUAGAAAUUUGUGAAGCUUGUGAUGGUGCGGUGGCUGUACACUGCAAAGCGGGGCUGGGCAGGACGGGCUCGCUCAUUGGCUGCUACGCCAUGAAAAACUACAAGUUUCCAGCGCUGGCGUGGAUUGGGUGGAACAGAAUUUGCCGCCCGGGGAGCGUCUUGGGGCCGCAGCAACAUUUUCUCUGUGCUAUUCAGGAUGAGCUGAUGGAGAUGGAGGCAGCGCCUGGCUGCGCCUCUGUGGUUCCUUCAUCGCCGCUAGAAAGCGGCAAAUGUGGCAGAGUUGAUAGUCUGGCGCGUUUCUUGGAGGUGAGAAUUCAGGUGUAUGUACACCUCAGCUGCAUGUACACCGCAACACACCACCAACUAAACCCAUACAUAUAG
Molecule: messenger RNA, 804 nt
Organism: Eimeria mitis
Lineage: Eukaryota; Apicomplexa; Conoidasida; Eucoccidiorida; Eimeriidae
Product: dual specificity protein phosphatase CDC14A, putative
Exons: 4
Coding region: 1-804 (267 amino acids)
Biological process (GO): protein dephosphorylation; positive regulation of cytokinesis; regulation of exit from mitosis
Molecular function (GO): protein tyrosine/serine/threonine phosphatase activity
Source: RefSeq, a predicted model, not a curated record